Molecule: messenger RNA, 1469 nt
Organism: Elaeis guineensis (African oil palm)
Lineage: Eukaryota; Viridiplantae; Streptophyta; Magnoliopsida; Arecales; Arecaceae
Product: ribonuclease MRP protein subunit POP4
Biological process (GO): tRNA 5'-leader removal; rRNA processing
Cellular component (GO): ribonuclease MRP complex; ribonuclease P complex
Molecular function (GO): ribonuclease P RNA binding
Source: RefSeq, a predicted model, not a curated record
UAAUCGCCACAUUCGGUCCCGGGGUUUAUUGCCUGCGGAACACCGGAGAGCUCUCCCACGGCUCCAAUGGCCUCCCAGACGACGACGCCCCCGGCCGCCUUGUCGGAGGGGAGGAAGCGCGCGCUUGCGGCACUGGACCGAAGGUUCGCCAUCGAAGCAGAGCUUCUCCAAGAACGAGAACAGCGACACGAGAGUAAGAAGAGGAAGCGAGCUCCCGAGGGAGAAAGGGAAUCCGAGCGGCGGGAAGGAGAAGACAUUGCCUCUCUCGCCUCCGCCGUGGCGCCAAAUCCCUCGUCCUCCUCCAAGCAAGGGAAUCUCGUCACUGGUCGAACUCCUCGGCGGGAGACGGAUGGAGACGCGCACCCUGUGUACUCGGAGCUUUCCGAGAUGGUUCAUGAGAGUUUGCUACAAGGUGUUUCCAAGACUACGAAUAGAGGGGACUCUUUGAAUAAAGUCAUCAACGAUAUUAUUCAGAAAGGUGACGAGGGCAUUAAGUAUGCAAAAGGAACCAGAAGCCUAAAGUUUGACAACUGGAUUCUCCUGGAUAACUUCGUGUCAAAGAGUAAUCAAAGAAUGGAUACACGGGCAAAAGCUUUACAGAGCCAUUCGAAACGGUCAAGGAAGCACAUGUCCAUGAGGCAACAUAGAAAGUGUGGAACAUUUGAUCUGCCCAAGGAGUUCUAUAACUUCGAUCUCUUCAAACCAAUGCAUGAAAUGUGGAAAUCCUAUAUUAUCGAGCUUCUAAAAGAAACUGGGAAAAAGGAGUUAGCUGAGUGCCUUCUCAUGGCAGACUUACAUGGUGCAUUUUUUCUAGUUGUCGAAUGCAAAACAACUGCCUUCAAGGGUGUAAGUGGUAUCAUGAUUCGUGAGACUGCAGAGACCUUUGGGAUAAUUACACAAAAUAAUCGAUUUCGAGUUGUUCCAAAAAUGGGUUCUGUAUUCAUAUUUCAAGCUGGCUGUUGGAAGAUUACUUUGUAUGGAGACAAAUUUUCAAAAAAAAUGUUGGAGGAUAAUAAAUCUCUGAAGCAUCGAAAAACAUUCUGACAAGAUGAGAUAGAAGGUUGUCAAUUUGGCUAAUGAUCAGCCUCAUCGUGCUGCUUUACUUCCUGCCCGGUGGUUGAUAGAAGACCUCAUCGUGAACCAGCUCUUGGGUCACUUCUAGAUUGUCCUUGCUAUCUUAGAGGUGGAUCAAGGUCUUCCCUCCAGCUUGGAGAAAAAUGGGAUAUAUUGCAUUUGGACCACUUACUAGAUACAAUCACUGGUUGCAAAAUGUAUUACCAAUGAAUCUUUAAAUUUUGAUCAUCUUACUCAUUUAUUGGUUGCUUGGAUAUGAUUUCUGGCAUUUGGCUUUCAUGGAGCUGUCGGUGUUCUGCAUUUUUUUGUUGAUCCAGCUGAUCCAGCCAAAUGUACGGUAGGACACCAUGGAAAUAUGAGGUCUGUUGGACGGGGUGGUAUACCUAAGUUCAUAA